This is a messenger RNA of Cadophora gregata, 2706 nucleotides long. RefSeq lists its product as uncharacterized. The record is from RefSeq and is a predicted model, not a curated record. Lineage: Eukaryota; Fungi; Ascomycota; Leotiomycetes; Helotiales; Ploettnerulaceae. The transcript has 3 exons. Bases 72 to 452 code for a protein of 126 amino acids.
CUGUUUUUAUCAGCCACAUACAUCCUUCCGACAAGUUCAUCGACGGCCACUUUCCUCGCUGGCCGUUCAAAAUGACAAUCAUCCACAUCGUUCUGUUCAAAUUCAAGGCUGACGUGACUGCGGAGAAGAGAGCCGAGUUUGUCAAAACAGCCAAAAGCCUCAAAACCUUGAGCUGCGUCAAAGACGGGAGACUCAUCGUUGGCGGCCCUUCGUUAACGGACCCAAUCAGUAAAAGUAAAGGAUAUGACUGCGCGCUUGUGAGCUACCACGUAGACUUGGAAGCAGUGGCAGAGUAUCAUGCAACCGAAGAGCACGAAAAGUUGAAGACGUCCUAUGUGCUUCCGCUAACAGAAAGCCUGGUCAGAUUCGAUUUUGAGGUUGAUCAGGAAGACGAGGACUUGGUUGGGGUGGUACCGCUACUUGCGUUUGGAAAGGAUAGAAUGUCAGAAUAACUGUUUAGAACUUGGCGCAGAGGAGAUUACCCACCUGGCUGCUUCCACUUAUGUAUGGUCACGUCACUGUCCUCUGUUUCGAUUCAUCUGCCAAAUAAGCGAUCCAUAGCGUGUCAUCUGGAGAAAAAUUCAUUGCUUUCUAGUAACGCUGGCUGCCCAAGGGUAUCAUCUCACCAAUCCGAAGAAGCUUUUAGUUCUUCGAGAAAUGUAACAAACCACCAAACCAUAAGUUCAUCAUCAUAUGCGGCCCAUGAGACUGCCAAGCACCUACUAUGCGGGCGGUAGCUAGGUCCCUCGAGGCCUAUUUAGAAUCAUUGAGGGCCUGUACCGUCCAGUUUGGGUCCUUCCAUCUCAUUGCCGACUUUGGGACUGGCUUCAUUUCCUUCAGUUCCUACUCUACUGGCGUGCUUAACGGCCGGCUCUUUGGUGUUAGUGCCUUUCAAAUCUGCUCCCUCCAUCCCAACCAACCCCGUUCCAUUCUGCUCUUCGACUGGAUAUUCCUUCUCCGCAGUUUCACCCAGAGCGCCGAUGCCUAUUCCAACCGUACCAGAAAUACUGUCAUCGGCCUUCUUCGACUCCGCGAUGUGCCUUUGAAGCUCCUCAAACUCUCUUAGAAACUUUGGGCCGACGCUGAGGUCAUCAUCACCGUCUAUCUGGCGAUCCUCGAGAUCUGGACGAAGAUUCAAUGUUCUCCGAGCAGCACGGCGCCAGUACUCGCGCGACCGAGCACUGACUCGCAGAGCAUUCUGCUCAAGGGCAUCGUAGAAGGCCUGAGCCUCAUCCUCGAGACCAAGGACGCGUAGACAGCGAAUAAUUCUGGUGAUGCGAAGGUGAUUAUGAUCGAAUCGGACAUCCCAGUGGCCAGAAUGAUUGUUCCAGUUUGCACCCUUAUGAACCUAGAAGUCCAAGUAUUAUAUCAAGAUCCCAUGUCAUGGCCAUGGUAGGAAACAUACCCUGAUGCUAUCGUCUGUCUCCACUAAUACAAAACCAUAGAACCACAUCAUUUUUUUGAAAGAGUCCUUCAUUCUUUCUCUCAACUCAGGCCGGGUACGGAAGGCAUCAAACACUGGACGAUUAAUCGUUGGCGCGUUCCAUUGAACGCCAGACUCUUCAGGCAGCGGAAAGACGAUUUGGAUAUAGUCAUGAGCUGACUCCAGCUUGUUGGCAUUCCAAUUAAGGAUGCCUGAUAGAUAGCGGCCGCGAUGGUCUGGCUGGGCUUCUUCGUAGAAGGUGAUAAGGAGGCUCUGGCUCAUCGUGCAAUUGUCCCUAGAAUCGUGCAAUUGUGUUAAUCUGAUCUGAGCGGUUAGUGAAGCGCCAAAUUAAAGAGAUUGUACUGGAUUCCAUGGAUAGCCAGAGUGAACGUACUUGCGUUUGGACAUCCUCCAGCACUUCGCGUCAGUUGUCAAACAAGGCUUCGAGGUACCUGACGGCAAGAAAUGAUGCGAGCGUUUGCGAUUGGAGAGAUGUGGUGGUGUGCCCGUCGUUUGCACCUGCAGAUGGUGUGGUGACCAGCACGUGACCAUCGAUACUGUAUCCGAGCUCUCGCGCUAAAACGCACACUGGAACGGGAACGAACGGAGGUGAAUGAACACAGGACAGGACAAGACAGGAGGAUAUUGACGUCCAAAAGGAUACCCACAGAUCGUGUCGCGUCUUGCCUGAGGUAGGCAAGGUAGAUGCUUGGAGAUAUGCAGACAACAUUGCACCUACGAGUACUCGAGGUUACGCUGGUGUGACUCGUAAGUACCUACCUACUUUACCCCGCUUGACUAGCUACCAGCCUGCCGUGGGAAGAAGCUCGCCCACCUUCCUUUUUCUAGCUAGGCCCAGGCUCGAACUGGGCACUAGGUAUUGAAGUCGUCACUACUUUGUGCGGGAAAGAAAUACUCGAUAACGGGCCAGAAGCUUGAUUCGAAGACAAUGGGUAUGGGUAUGGGUAUGGGUAUGAAGGCUAUGAGCUUCUUAUUCUCCGCUUCUUCCUCUUCUUCUCUUUCGUCAUAUCUCGGAGAUGAAAGGCUUCAGGGUCGGCUUCGGUUCGAUGCAGCUGAUUAUAUUGCAAUGCCAUCGGAAAACCAAAACCACAUUCCCUCAACUGAAUUCACCUUUCAUAUCUCUCACUUGCUCUAUUGUGGCGUUGCUUUGGGUCAUAAUAAGCAUUGUGACGACCACCAAGCUUUCAAGCCUCUGUCGAUCCAUGCUUGUAUCAUCUAAAGUGCCAUUUGAAAGGCAGUCUAGUUCCAUAAGUGGAAGGUUG